This is a messenger RNA of Asparagus officinalis (garden asparagus), 755 nucleotides long. Its product is annotated as actin-depolymerizing factor-like. Gene Ontology annotation, molecular function: actin filament binding. Lineage: Eukaryota; Viridiplantae; Streptophyta; Magnoliopsida; Asparagales; Asparagaceae. Gene Ontology annotation, cellular component: cytoplasm; actin cytoskeleton. The transcript is spliced from 3 exons. Gene Ontology annotation, biological process: actin filament depolymerization. The record is from RefSeq and is a predicted model, not a curated record. The coding region runs from base 114 to 554 and encodes 146 amino acids.
GUAUUUAAUUCCAAUUUCUCCUCUCAAAUUGCGAUUGCGAGCACAUCAGAGCUCUUCGAUUUUCGUUCUUUAUUAAUUUUUUUGGGGGGUAGUUUUCUUCCCUGAUUAUUCUAAUGGCAACUCUCCUUCGAUCAUCUUCAAAUGCAUCCUCUGGAAUGGGUGUAGCUGACCACUGCAAGGACAUAUUCUUGGAGCUUCAAAGGAAGAAGGUGCAUCGAUAUGUGAUUUUCAAGAUAGAUGAGAAGCUAAAGGAGGUUAUAGUGGAGAAGACGGGAGGUGCUGCUGAGAGCUUUGAUGAUUUCAUGACUGCUCUACCUGAAAAUGAUUGCCGAUAUGCAAUCUAUGAUUUUGACUUUGUUACUGAAGAGAACUGCCAGAAAAGCAAGAUUUUCUUCAUUGCUUGGUCUCCGUCUGUGUCUCGCAUCCGAGCCAAGAUGCUGUAUGCUACUUCAAAGGAACGGUUCAGGCGAGAACUAGAUGGAGUUCAUUAUGAAAUCCAAGCAACUGAUCCAACUGAACUCGACAUCGAGGUUCUCAGAGACCGGGCACAUUGAAGAACCUAAGCUGUUGCCGAUUGCUGGUGGAAAAUGUUUCCCUCGUAUUUUACUCUGAGAAUAUUAUACAAACUAUUGUGGUGCUUGAAUAUAUAAAGAUAAAGUAUUGUAAGAAAAUGGAGUCUGCUAUGGAUGAGUGAUAAGACCAUUUUGUAAAUGUAGACGUAUCAAAUUUGCAAAAUGAGUGUGACCUUUAAGACA